Aedes aegypti (yellow fever mosquito) is the source of this 3431-nucleotide messenger RNA. RefSeq lists its product as uncharacterized. Lineage: Eukaryota; Metazoa; Arthropoda; Insecta; Diptera; Culicidae. The record is from RefSeq and is a predicted model, not a curated record. The transcript is spliced from 6 exons. The coding region runs from base 1179 to 2480 and encodes 433 amino acids.
AACAAUGAGAAGAAAAAAAGUUAUCGCACUUUGCAUAACUUUUUGGUGGUAAAAUGAAGCUGUUGAUAAAAGGGUUAACCAUGGAAACAGCUGAUCCAACGGUAUUCGACAAACACUAAGUAAAUCCCUAGCUACCAUUAGCUCAUUAAUGAUAAGAAAGUAUUUAAAUGCUCAUUUAACUUAUUCAAUAUAGAAAAAGAUGAAACGUCUGAUAAAUCAACCAACUAUUGCUGUUCAGUCGAAAAUUCUUGAAGUGAUUUUGGACUAUUUUCAACAACGUUUAUUCAAGCAUUUUUUUUUGCAGAAAUUUCUUCUAGGAGGUUCAAUGGUUGAACAAAGCUGUGGAAAUUGCAGGGUUUUAUUAUGAAAUGUUGUACUUAAACACGACAAUAAAUAAUUAAAUCAAUCAAUUUCAAUCUUCUACAAUGUUUAGCAAUUUGAUAUUGAUUUUUCAUAAGGGCUUACUAACGAAGAUCGAUUUCUCUUCUUCGUUACUCUCUUAGCAUUAUUAUAGUAAACUGAUUAACUUUUCGAAACAUAUUUUAGUGUUGUACGAGAAGGGAUUACCAAAUCUUGCUUCGUAUGCAAAACACAUUGCAAAAUAUUUUUUUUUGUAAUGUUAUAAGCAAAAGUAAGAAUCGAUGAUAAGAAAACGAUGAAGCUGGUUGAACCCUUCUAAAGAAACAAUGUCGAAUUCUUUAGUAACACUUAAAUUAGAGACAAUACUUGAGUUUCUUUUCAGAACCAAGCUUAAAAAAAAUUGUUUUCAGUUCUUCUGCUUUCCUUUAUAUUGUUCUACAUUUGGUUAAGAAAAUUCUUGCUGAAAAUAUUUGAUGAAUCAUACUAUUACAAAAAGUCAAACGGCUUUCUGAUUUAUAUAAAAUAAGAAAUCGUGUAUCCCAAUCAAACUAAACUGUGAAUAAAAUUUGACUUUGUGUAAAAGGCGUAAUAAGUACCAUUGUAUUUAUUUUUUACAAAUCUUAGGUCGUCAAUAGCAUAAUGCGAUCUAAUAAGUCAGAUUAAGAAACAAUGUUUAUAACAAAAAUGGUCAAACAAGGAAACUAAAACAAACACAUUAGAAAAAAAGUGCGUUUUCAAUUAUUAAGGUUUGCCUGAAUGUACUCUUUAGUACUCUUUUACAUAGUUGAUAAAAUGUACUCUUUCCGGAGAGAUCAAAUAUGGUAACCCUAAACACACCAGCAGGUGUUGAAAAACAGAUCGCACCAAUUAAACCGCCUGCUGUGGUACCAUCCGUUUCGCAACCGAGAUAUGAACAUGAGCCCAACAGCGGCCUUUUAUUCUCACCUGACGAUCUAAGCGCUCUAUUGGCCAAAACUGAAACAGGACAAUCCAUCCUUCGGAAUAGUUUGAAAGGCCCAUUAUCCAAGGACAGCAAAAAAGAGCUAUCGAUAAUCAUUGCUGAUCAUCACAUUUUGCGUCAUUUCCACGAAAACAAUUUAUCUCUAUGCCGAUUGCCAAAAGCAGUACUUGAAAACUACGUGCACUGCAUUAAGCUACGUUUCCCUGCCGAAAUUGAAGAUAUGGUAACAUACUACAUUCCGGCUGCACCACCGGAAAGAAAAAAUCCCGGUGGAUCUAUCUAUCAGGCAUACAAGCGUCUAAAGGGUGCAAAACGUGAUCGUGAGCGGCGCGAGCUUCAGCACGCAGCUAAGCUAUCAACAAAAGAAAACCGCAGCCCUGAACGAGCCGAACAGUCUGAGGCCAACAGAUGGCUUUCUCUGAAUAAUGCACCAUGGGACACCGUGCUGAAAAUGUGGAAAACUACGGAAGCAUAUCGUUUUGAACAAAUAAAAUUACUGAAGCCGGUUGAAAUCAUUGCCAAAUUUCGACACUACGCAGAACCUCUGGGAUAUCAAUUGAUUGACGCCGACUAUCACUCCCUCGGAUUUUCGGAAGGCAUUGCGAAUUGGACCGAGCUAGUGAAAAAGUUGAAACCGUACUUUAUUCUCAAAGUACAUGAUGAGUUUUCAAUGACUGUCCUCGAAUAUAUGAAUCACGACGAUGCUACACACGAUGUGCUUGUAUGUUGUACGUUAAUUUUGCUGAAUUGCUGUGUGAAGCCAUGCAAAAUAAAUAAAAAUGCCAGGCCAGCGAUCCUUACUGCUCAGGAGGAUAUCUUGAUGUUUGCUGCAAAUGUGCAAAGUGGAGUCGACAACAUUCGCAAAUUGUUCGAGUCGUAUGCAACCCAGAACAUUCCUCCACACCCAAAAGUAAUCGCGUUGGGUUCCAGUUACAGGGACAUGUCUGGAGAGUUCUACGUCGUAUUUGAUCGCCUUUUAUACAAAACCAAUUCUGUAGCUCGGGCGGUUGACAUAGUUAUUAAGAUGUGCAAUGUUAUGAACAUCCCAUUUUCGAAAGUUACCAAGCUCAUAUGGUACACUGUUGAAGAAACCCUUUACAACAUUCGUGCACCCGCUCAGUACAAGGAAAUCGAAAUAAUUAAAAAGUUACAAAAAUGACCAAUUACAUCAAGUGUUUUUGUACAGGGUGUCAACAGAUGUUCACUGAAGUAAACGAAUAUAUCGCACACCUAAAAACUCACCGUCUGGAAAAACCGCUCCGAUUAGUAUGCACGUUUCAACAUUGUACUCAAAAGCUCACGAAUAUGUAUAGAUUUAGUCGUCAUCUUAAGACUCAUUUAAUUUGUCGUGAAGAACCAAUGGAAUACGACGAAAGCAAUAUAAAUGAUGAACAGCUCGCUGCUGCUAAUGAUACUGAAACGCCAAAUACCAGCUUGGUAUCCAAUAAAACAGUAGAAGCAGAGAAAUCAACUACGAUACAUGAGUCGAUUAGAACGGUCGAGCAGAAAGCGCUCAGCUUUAUACUCGCGUUACACAAGAAGAGAAAUUUUACCCGUAAAGAUGUGAUAGAUAUUCAAAGAGAAAUUAAAUCAAUGUAUUCUCAACUGGAGCAGCUCAUCCGAGCAUGUGCACCAGCAGCGAGUGAUCCUCAAGCGCAGUAUACAUUCGACGUUAUGUUAAGUAAAAUAUCUUCUUUAUUCGACUUUAUCGAUACUGAACAUAAGCUGUUUAAAUAUUUAAGAGAUAGAGAUCUGAUGAGAAAGCCACAAAUGUUUAUAAUUCAAAGAAACGGAAUUAUCAAUGUCGAUGUAAAUGAUGAUGAUUUUGCCCAGAAUAGUAAGGCUUGCUUGGUAUUGAUGGACCUAGAGUUCCAAAUUAGGAAGUUUCUAGAAAGCGAUAAUGUUUUGAAGAAAUGAAACAAAACGUAAAUACCUUAAUGGGAAAACCAAAUCUGUGUCACUAUAUCAAUGGUUCAACCUAUCAAAAGAUUUAUGCUAAAUAUCCAGACAGGACAAUAAUCCCAAUAUUUUUCUAUGCAGAUGAGUUUGAAAUAAAUGACCCGCUUAGCUCGCACUCCAAAAAACAUUGCAUUUGUGGGCUGUAUUACGG